Molecule: messenger RNA, 572 nt
Organism: Magnolia sinica
Lineage: Eukaryota; Viridiplantae; Streptophyta; Magnoliopsida; Magnoliales; Magnoliaceae
Product: signal recognition particle 14 kDa protein
Exons: 4
Coding region: 153-551 (132 amino acids)
Biological process (GO): SRP-dependent cotranslational protein targeting to membrane
Cellular component (GO): signal recognition particle, endoplasmic reticulum targeting
Molecular function (GO): 7S RNA binding; endoplasmic reticulum signal sequence receptor activity
Source: RefSeq, a predicted model, not a curated record
UGACACCAGCUAGCUGGUGUUGGGGUCACUAACCAAACCGCUUUCCAGGCCCCGACCUGACUGAAGGGCACUUUCGCAAAUUCAAGAUCUCCAAGCGAGAGAGGGGAGGGAGAGCGAGGUUUUUUCUUUCGUUUUCUUUAACAUCAGAACUAAUGGUUCUUUUGCAACCAGAUCCAUUUCUGAGCGAACUCACGAACAUGUAUGAGCGUAGCCAGGAGAAGGGAUCUGUUUGGGUCACCUUCAAACGCUCGUGUUUAAAGUCUAAGGCAGCGAAGAAUAAAUUGGAGAGUAAAGGUGCUGUUGAAUACAGAUGCCUUGUUCGUGCCACCGAUGGCAAAAAGAAAAUCUCUACUUCGCUGUCAGCCAAGGAUCACCUAAGGUUUCAAGCUUCGUACGCAACGGUACUCAGAGUGCACAUGCAUGCACUGAAGAAAAGGGAGAGAAAAGACAAGAAGAAGGCUGCAGAGGCAGACAAGAAAGAAGGGGUUUUGAAGGAUCCACCUAAAAAGCAAUCUCAGCACCGAUCAAAGAAAAAGAAGCCAUCCGAAUAAAUACCAUUUUCAGCUUCUUUU